GCCGCCGCAUCCGUCAUGCCGAAGCACGAGUGCUCCGUGGACAUGACCUGCGAAGGCUGCGCCAAGGCGGCAUCUCGGGUCCUCGACAAACUGGGAGGAGUUAAGUUUGGCAUCGACCUGCCCGACAAGAAGGUCUGCAUUGCAUCUGAGCACAGCAUGGACACUCUGCUGGAGACCCUGAAGAAAACAGGAAAGACCGUUUCCUACCUCGCCUCGAGUAGCAAGUGCCUGGGCACCCCCGGCCAGCAGGAUGAACCCAGGCAGGCAGGUGGCCGAUCCUCUCCUGGCUUUCAGACAGACCUGGGACUUGGCAGUCCUGCGUGCGGCGAUGGCGUUCCUGCGAGACCCUCAUUUGCCCUUCUUCCUAGCCUCUCCGCAGUAAAGUCCAGCUGCUCUUGGAAAAAAAAAAAAAUUCUGCAAAUAGAAGACUGA
Molecule: messenger RNA, 432 nt
Organism: Carlito syrichta (Philippine tarsier)
Lineage: Eukaryota; Metazoa; Chordata; Mammalia; Primates; Tarsiidae
Exons: 1
Coding region: 16-432 (138 amino acids)
Biological process (GO): copper ion transport
Cellular component (GO): cytosol
Molecular function (GO): metal ion binding; copper chaperone activity
Source: RefSeq, a predicted model, not a curated record